AUGGCUGGGGUGUGCCUACAACACAGGAAGACUUAUCCCUUGCGCUUUCUGGUCACUUGCGACAUUUUUUGUCCAACUCUCGCCAUGGACUCCAAUUGUGAGAUAUUGGAACCCCAGGUCCUUUAUUUUAAGGCCGUCCCUAUCGGUGUGGAGUCUGCCCAACGUCUGGACCCACGCCGCGAAGUAUAUCGUCUGAACUUGGAAACAUGCCAGGGUUUACAAGGUCUUCCGAGUGUUGUGAUCAUCAAAAAAAGGAAAGAAGAUUCGCACGAUGGAUAUCAGCAAGAAAUAGAAAAUUACGAAAGAUUGAGAAGGCUACAAGGAUCUGUUAUUCCCACUUUCUUCGGCCAAGGUACUUUCAAUGACGGUCCUGCUAUCAUCAUUUCCGAGGUGGUAGGGACAACUCUUCGUGAUAUCGCCUAUGGCGACCUUCAAAUAUCUUCGGAUGAGCUUAGGCAUAAGCUCGAGAUAGCCAUGGAGAGUAUACAUUGCCUUGGGGCUGAGUAUUUGGACCAGCGACUGGACAACUUCAUUCUCUGCAAGACGGGAGAGAUUAUGAUUGUGGAUAUGGAGCAAGUUUAUUUUCCGCCGGAUCUUGAAGUCUUCAAAGAGAGUGUUAAUUAUGGGGGUGUGGGCUCGCUUUUGUAUCUUUUCAAUGAUACGAGAGAAAGAAAGAACCAGUCAACCGACUGUGUGUAUGGACGAACCUGCCUUCAAGGUAGCCUGCUCUAUUGA
Messenger RNA from Penicillium salamii, 735 nucleotides. NCBI's taxonomy places the organism in Eukaryota, Fungi, Ascomycota, Eurotiomycetes, Eurotiales, Aspergillaceae. The record is from the annotation of a GenBank genome assembly.